UGAAAGCCAUCCGUAAGAACGAUGUUACGCGAAGCUCUACGCUGAUCCGUAUCACCUGGCGCGCUUGGAUGCCUCUACCGGGCCGCAACUGUCGGCGAUUCCGUGCUGCUCCAUCGGCCGGCGCGGUCGGUUGCCUAGUCGUCUCCGGAUUCACGGAAACAGCCCAGUUGCGGUAGGAGCAGCGUCGGCGAGUAAUAAAAAUAACAAGCUUCGCUUUGUAUCCCUUUCGGCGUCGUCGACAUGGCGGGUCGCGGAGCUAUCAAGUCCCAGCCGGGAUCGGCGGCCUGCUCCUACGAAGGUUUUGACAAGUUGACCAGCAGUACGUUGAAGAGGCACCCAAAGAUGGAAUUAAACAAAAAUGAACUCCUCAAGUUACUCAGCGUUCUAGAGGGGGAACUACAGGCUCGAGAAAUUGUGAUUGCCGUACUGAAGGCCGAGCAGGUGAAGCAGCUGCUGUACCCGCGCAAGGCUGGCACCAACGGGGCAGCAAGCAGCGACCCCUGGGCAGCCCUGCAGCGGGACGUGCUCAACGCCUUCGACAAGCGCUUCGACGUGACCUCGGUGCGAGCUCUACACGGCCUCCAACUGCACCACUUGGAGCAGCUCAUCGCGUUGCACCGGCGGGUCCAGGCUCGCAACCGGGAGGAACUCCGAGCUUUGGAACAGCGCUGUGCAAAGCUGUGCCGAGAGCUGGAGGAGGAGAGAGGAAAGCGCGCUCAAGACACGGCCCAGGGUGACAAUGUGACCUUUCUCUUAGAAAAGGAACGCGAGCACCUUCGACAUGAGGUGGACCUUGAGAGGCAGCAGAGCCACAGGCUUGAGAAAGAACUUCAGCAGGCAAAUGAGGCACUCGAAAUGGAACGAACUCGGCAGAAGCAGAUGGUGUUGCUCCUCCUGGCCGAACGGAAGCGGCUAAUCGUGCGGAUAAUCCAGGAACGGCAACGGGGGGACCAGCUCCUGCAGAGCUUAAAGGACGAAAAGGCCCGCUCUUCCGAAAUGGUGGAAGGCCUGGAAGAGGAGAGUAAACGAUCCCUCCAGAUGGAAGAGGAGCUGGAGCGGCAAGCAGCGGACUUUGAGAUGGAGCGGGAACGUUUCCAGACGCAGGUUGCAGAACUGAAGGCCCAGAAUGCCCAGCAGCAAGCGGAGUUGGAGCGGCUACGGCAGGAGGCCGAGCGCCUGGUUCCGCCCCCGGCACCAGCGCCCCUCGGAGAGGGGGUGCGCAGUGCCACCAUCAUCACCCCCGCCAGCGCACCCGCACCCACCGUCAGAGCAGCAGUUCCCACUCCGACCCCACCCAGAGGUGUAGCAGUGGUACCCAAGGUUCCGCCCUCCGCUACCAAAACCACACCUCCAACAGUGCCACAGGUGCCACCAAAGCCGACACCUGACCGAACGCUUGUCAAGAAGCCGGGAAUGCCGACGACACCCGGCACGCCCGGCAUAGCGUCGGCAACCGGGACGGUCUUGAGGCCCACCCCGCCUCCCGUGCCGCCCAACAAGCCCGUGCUCCAGCGCAAGGACCUGGGACCGAAACCCCCCGUUCCACCCCGCACAGUGCCGGACUCAGCAACUCAGGGUGGCGUGCAAAGGUGAUAAUUUGCUGGGACCGCGUUUCUCCUUUGCUACGUCCCCUCUAUUCCCACCUGUCCUGCCGCUCGGCGCAUACAGAACACAAGUGCAGCAGUGGGGCCCUGCUUCGGAAUGACUUCGCUUGUAGGUUUGGACGCUUCUGGCGGAUGCUUUGGGCCCCUCCCCAUCCUAUCCCCCCUUGCUGCCGCCGCUGUUGCUGCUGUCGCCGCUGCUUCCGCGCACCUUCAGUCUGGUCAUGUCGUCAUCGACGCUGCCGAUGACAAGAGCAGGUAGCUGCACGGACAAGUCUGUUAUCUCGAGAGUUCUGUGGCCUGAUCUAACGGGAAUGGUGUAGAAGGUGUGCAGAAUGUGAGUGUUAGGCUUGGUUGGCAUGGUUUCUCUGGUUGAAAUUGCAAACUGGUGACAACUUUUCUGGCUGAAUGGUUAGGUGUUUCCAGGAGGUUGAUACGUGGGCGGGGACAAUAGCCAAUAGGUAGCGUAGAUUCGAAUCUCUAAAACAGCUCUGUGUGAUGUCAUUGCUCCUGGCAACAUUAUGCUUUGCAUAGCAUUUUUCGAAUCUCUAAAGCAGCUCUGCGUGAGGUCACCGCUCCUGGCAACAUUAUGCUUUGCAUAGCAUUUUAAUUUGUGUUUGAGAAGGCACUGUGUCUCCAUAGUUGCAAUACAAUUACAUAGGAAGACUUUGAACAGCUCUUAUAAGAAUAAUAUGCGUGACUGUUAGUGUCAUCGAAAAAAUAAACCUUUUAUGACGAGUUAUAAACCAUGCGGGCUGUGGAGAUGCAUGCUCUGGUCAUGGGUGGUGCACCUCGCCGUGGCAUGCAGUUUGGAAUGCAAAUGGUUAAUGCAACCGCUUUCAAGAAGUCAGGGGGCUGUAAUAGGUUUUCUGUAUGUCAAGCAUUAUUUAAAAUCAUAAUUUGAGGCACUUUCAUUUUGUGCCAUGUUAACUUCCAUUGAUUUCAAGCAGCUAAAAUAUUGGCUUUCUGAUUCGAAGUAAAGUUAGGCCAGAUCUGGGAUGUUGUGCCUUCUUGGAGAAUAGGAAUUUUGAUUUGAGAAGAAACCACAGAAGCUGUUACAUCACUCUGCGGCAUCCUCAGUUCCGUAGCUUGUACUUAGCAUUGAUCUGAUGUUCUCAUGUAUCUGCUUUCCCACCAAACAAACACACAGAAAACUUCAAACCAUAAUGCGCCUGUCAAGCUCAAUUCAGUAAUCAACAUAAUCGUCACCUUAAAAAGCAGCAUUGGCUGUGGCAAUGUUUUCUGUUUACAUAGGCAGUGGUGGACUAUGUGUAACCAGAUGAUUCUUCUCAUGGAGAUAAAUCAGAGUUCAACCUGUCUGUACAUCGUUAAGGUUGUUCACAAAAUUUAGGGUACAAAUUUGCCAUUCAGCUAUUUUCUUCAGUCAUUCGAAAUUUUUUUAACAUUGGACAUCCAGCAAUCUGCUUUGAAGAACACUGAGAGAAAUAUAAUUGAAAGUUCGACUAGCAUUUGGUUGGCACCCGUGUCAAAGAAGUAAGCUGGACAAGUUAACACAGCAGGUGCAAUUGAAGCGAAACAGUAGUAUAAUCGGCUUUUAUGGGCUUUAACGUUGUCUAUGCCUUUUAAAGGGGCCCUGCAACACUCUUUCAAGUAGCCAUGUAAUGCAUCCACUGAAGGCGAGCUUAUUGCCUCACAAAUUCACCGCCACAAAAUUUUGCGAAUUCAUCCAGUACAAACGGAGUUGCAAAGAUUUGUAUCACGCUGUAAUUGCAUUCUCUCUUGCCUCGUCCCGAUGAAAGCGCUGGAAACUAAGCAGAGAGGGAUGGCACGAGGAAAAAAAGACGUCACGCGCACCGCGUGACCUUCAGCACUUUCCUUCUUUUUCUUCUUUUUUUUUUCCGAUUACACAGCUUUUAAGUGCAAUUGCGCGUGCAUGCGUGGGCAAGUUGCGAUUUUUCGUGGCGACCCUGUUACAAAUGAGCGCGCCAUGUUUAAAUCAGCCAAUGGCUGAUCCAACAACUUUUAUGCAAUGAUUUUGGGUAUCAUACGUCAUUUCACUAGAAAAGAGAAAGAGAUUUUUAGCUGAGUUUGAGAAUGCAAUGCGAAUUGCGAGCCGUGAGCUACGCUAUAAUAUUUGUCUUGCUAUCUAUAAUAUUUAUGUUCUCAGAAGCCUCGACUACUGAGUGACAGCGUUUUUUGACCAUGCUCAAAAAGUGUUGCAAGGCCCUUUAAGGUGUAAUUUUGCUGCAUCGUAGUAGUCAUGUUCAGUUGUGUGAAUUUCUUUAACGUUGACCAACUGGCACUUUGCUUCGAGUAACAGUUAAGAAAAGUUGAAUAGCAGGUUUGGUGUGUUGGUGUUUCUGUCAAGAAAAGCAUUUUACGAUAAUGAUGGGAGAACAAGCGUAACGUGCAACUGUAGUGUGUAAAGCGGGGUUGGUCGGUUGUUUAUUCGUCGUAAAGGCAGCACAUCAGGCAUGGGAACACAAGGCACAGGGCAGAUGCUCAGAUACUGCUGUGCUAUUUUUACAAGGAACGAACAAUCUCUAGUCUUAUUGCUUUUGUCCGCAUAAUUUACGGCUGUGGCAGCUUUAUUUCGUUUUCUGCCAAAGGCAGCUGCUAUGCAUGUAGUGCUAUUGACGUGCUGGCCCAGCGAUGUUCAAUUUUAAGAAAACUGCUAAUUGAUCAGUCCACUAUGGUUAGAAAACUUACUGUCGUAGAGCCAAGGGUUUAGUAGAAUAGGUUAUUCAAAAAGUUUCAGUGCAUGUACGAAUGGCUUGUUGUUGUAAGUGCAGACUACAAGCAUCGAAUAACGAUGCACUCGACCAGCGAGGAAUACCUGCUACGCUUUUCAUGGAGUCUUUGGGGGCAGGCCACAGCUGGUGUGGCAACACACCUCAUUGCAACCCUUUGCCUUUUUAGAAUUAUUUUGUUAUGUAAUGCCACGUAAAGAACGAAAACUUGCCUUCGUGCAGUAGUCACCGUUACACCAGGGAAGGUGCGUUUAGAUGCUGUAACCUCUUUUGGGGUGUCUACGUAUGGUUCACAUUGAGCAUUGUCCAAGUUCUACUUGCCAAUACUCCAUUGUAGAGAUGAUCCGCGCAUCAUACGUCUAGAUUCAUUGCUGGUGCACCUCUCACGUCGAGUACGUCUAGAUUAAUCGCAAAGCACGAUCUUUCGAGUCAAGUGUCGUGCGUUGGUUUGUCGCUGCGACCGACACCUGCAAUCAUGCUGCUGCUCUUCGACCACCAGGUUUUGUAAAUGUGUGUUUCCAAAGCUCAUUGCGAGUUACAUGAAUUUCGUGCCGCACGCAUUUGUAAAUCUGUAGCGAGAGUAUUACUGGUGAAAAAUAGAAAAAAACGAACUUGAGACGUUUUGCAGCUGUCAAAGAAAGAGGCGGUUCAGUUGCACGGAAGAGCCGUUAGACUAAUGGCAAUCCGUGACAGCUUUUGCGCGAGGAAUGAAAAUUAGGUGUGCGACAUUUAAUUUUACCCUGCCAAGACAGAGACGAAGGGUAGGUUGAGCUUGUGUGGUGUUGUGGAGAACAACCCUUGAAUGACGAGUCAUCAUAGCAUCAUUUUAUCUUACUCUGUAACUGCUUGUGUGUCACAUGAAGUGAGAAUGUAACGCCACUGUUUGAUAGGAUAUCCCAACUGUCUUGUUGAAGUGAGAGUUUUCUUUAUUGUACAUACGCUAGCUUAAUGCAGCGACGGUAGUUCUGCGUUGGCACUCGUUUAUAUUGUGAAAGUGUACCACUGGUGUGAGUGCGCAGCUGGCGCUGGAUUGCUGUGGCAUCACUUCAUUAUGAGCAUACUCGACUUUUUUUUGUGUGUGUGUUGUGAAAGAUUCGAAGUGAGCACUUGAACAGACAACUCCUUUUACAGGCAUUUCUUGUUUUGUUUAAGCAGUGUCUUAGCGCACUUGCACUGCUUGACAUGUCUCGGCAGAAGAAAAAAGAAACGCAUUUCUAGUGAACAACCUUGACUUUUGUGCAUUUUUCAAUGACACUGUAUGCUUACCAGAACAUAUUCAUGAUUAGGCGUCUACACCUGCGCCUUCAGUUUUACUGUAGAAGGAUUUCACUGUGCCGGUUGUUCAGUGGUGUUUUGCUGUUGAGGCCUAGUCGAGUGGAAGUGAUGAACAGCUCAUGGCAUGGUAAGGCCAUUGCCACGAGAAUUCGCCAGUCAGAAGCAACUACCAAAUGAAACAUCGUACUUCGGGGUCCCUCUAAGCACCUUCGCUUGUGCUACUCGCAUUAUCUAAGUUAUUUAUUGAGGCACCGCCCCUUUGCUGUACUGAUACACACCCAUCAAUCAACUACGAUAUGUGAUUGUGCGUUGUACAGGUACCGUUGCCAGCAGAGUUAUUAGGAACACCUAGUUGUAUUGUGUGUGCAUGUGUGCAGAAUGUAUCCUGGUGCACAUAAAGAGCAGAAGUUUUUUUUGUUAUUGUUUCUUUUUAUGGCGCAAGGUAUGAGACCGCCACAAUGGAAGUGACGUGGGCCAUGUCGCACACUUCGAGUUAGCAUACCACGUCGCCACGCUAACACCUUAAUUCUUGCCAGUUUUACAGCUAUGCACUUGCUGAGUGUCGGUGGAGCACACUGAUUGAUGUGAAUCAUUGCACCUAGCUUAAGACAAAGGUCCACUUAAAUGGACCUUGUCAGGGCUCUCGUAGAACGAGUCAUCUGUUCCGCAGACGGCACAAGCGUUCGUUCCACAUUAGUUUUUCUCGGGUUUCGUGCAGCGAAAUUGUGCUUAGUGGCUGGAAAGUAUCUGCAGCUGUACCAUGUACUUAAAACAGUGCCAAAUUAUUAUCGGCACUUGUCGUCUCUCAAAACGUGAUUUUCACUGUAGAACCUUGCACACCUCGCUGCACCUGUAAUUUCCCAGAAGUUUCUGUGGCUGGAAAGUCUUCCAACUUAGACCUCUUUAGCAAGAGACAAGGCGAUGAUUCUUGCAUGUCACCGGAGUCUCGGGUUCCGGUGCUCCGGUCGUUGCGUGCUGUUCCGUUUUAUAGCAAAUGAUCCCGUUACAAAAUGCGCCACUUUGAUAAGUAUGUGCACAAUAAUUUUCAUUGACGAAUUUUUCUAGCUUGGCAUUUGAGGCACGCAGCACCUGUCGGGUGUUGUCAGGUCGAUGGCCCUAGAUCACAGGUUUGUAGUUUGCUUUUAUUGUAAAUAUAUAUAUACAUGCUUAGUUGCUAAAACAGAUAAACACAACAUAAAAAAACAAGCUCCCGUGCAGCAAUGCAAUGCAAUGCACUAACGCACAGCCUUUCAGCUAGCCCAACCAAUGGAUUGCUUGACCUUAGCGUCUUAUGUUGUCUCGCUAACAAGCACUCUCGGUAGUUUAACAGCACAUACUACCAAAUGCGUAUGUUUCAGAUGCCUGUUAAGUUGGUUUGAGUCUGUGUAGACGCGUUGAAGCAUUAUCGAUUUUUAAUGGCAGCUCAGUGUAAAGGUUGAGUGCAGCUUUAAAAAAUUUUUCAGUAGUCGCGCAUCUUGCAGUCUCUGCACUGAACGCACUUCAGAAUGUUGCUAGUCAGCUCCUGUUGUGGGCACAAGCAUGUUUCGUGUCUUUUCAUCUUAAAUCAGUUUGGCAAUUUUAAACGUGCGCAGAGUGGUUUGCUGAGAAGUCACCCAAAGUACCUUCAUUAGCUGCAGCUGAAACAGAUUCUCAUAACAAGUUUGUUGCUCAGCAGCAGCUCAGUGUGAUUAUGUAGCGGCACUGAACUGCCAUAUCAGUGAGACUAAUUGUGAAGUGCACUACGGCAAGAGCCAGCACAAUAGGCAGCCGCAAACAGAGUGGGAAUAGGGCCACUGUUAACUGAAGUCCUGCAUCCAAUAUUUGAACCAUUCAGUUUCAUAGUACUAUAUGACGGUCGACGUCAUAAUUCAGCCAUCUUUAUAUGACCAUUCUGGCAGCAUUUAGGCCAUAACGUGCACAAGUGACUGUAAAACGAAUUUACAGUUGGUCCAGGCAUUGUAGCUUGGCGGUAGCCGUUAUUGAUCUUGUACGUGGCAAAAUUACGUGAGAACCUUUAAAGCAUCGAGGAAAUCUAAGCAAAUACAGAUUCUGAGCUUGCAUGAUUAAAAGGAGCUAAAGGUUUAUUUAAUCGAAAGAGAAUGUCUUCAUGCUACACCAAGUACUGAAUAGUAUAGUGUGUCUGCUAAGCUUUAGAAGAUUAAACACUUAAUUUUUGCAGUGUCAGUGCACUUCCACACUCUGCUUGGGGGUGACGUUGAAAAUUUAGAGUCGUUGGUGUCCCAAGUCACACGCACAAGAAUGUUAGACAAGUGUAUGCACUUUUAAUUUUGGCAGCGUUGUGUGAGUUUGGUUGGCAUCGGUCUUGUGGAAAUAAAUGCCUGAAUUAUUUACUACCAUACAUUGCAUCACCUGCACUUAAAUGAUAUGUGUAUUAAAAACUCAACGGUCAAGUUCUUUUUCAUGUUCUUGCCUGAUGGCCCAGGGCCAUUUUUUUCGCUGCUUUGUCCAUAUGCAUUUGCAAAUGUGUUCUUUCUUUUCUUUCUGCAAGUCAUUUACGGUCUUUGUAAAAAGAAACACGAUUUGCUUGUCAUUACAAGAAAAGGUAGCUCUGAAGUGUCUUUUUGUUCAGAGUUCCUUAAACGUAAAUGGUCUGUGCUGCUGAUGACUGUAUUCUGGAUCACUAUUUUUGUUUUCAAAGUUGCUUUUGUUUUGCUAAUUUUAAAGCGCUCAAAUUGGCGAGCGCUGGCCGCCAUUUCCGAAGUCUGCAUAAGAUGGACCUGUGCCAUAUCACUUGAGCGUCACGCUCUCGACAGUCCGUUAUUGCAUUUCUUUUGGUUUGCAAGUUGAAGAUAGCAAUAAAAAAAUUAUGUAAAAUAUUCC
Molecule: messenger RNA, 8428 nt
Organism: Rhipicephalus microplus (southern cattle tick)
Lineage: Eukaryota; Metazoa; Arthropoda; Arachnida; Ixodida; Ixodidae
Gene: Naus
Product: cortactin binding protein N-terminal like nausicaa
Source: RefSeq, a predicted model, not a curated record